Melozone crissalis (California towhee) is the source of this 700-nucleotide messenger RNA. Its product is annotated as melanocyte protein PMEL-like. NCBI's taxonomy places the organism in Eukaryota, Metazoa, Chordata, Aves, Passeriformes, Passerellidae. The record is from RefSeq and is a predicted model, not a curated record. The annotation marks the transcript as partial. The transcript is spliced from 6 exons. Gene Ontology annotation, biological process: melanosome organization. Gene Ontology annotation, cellular component: melanosome.
AUGAGGGGACUCGGGGCCAUCGCGGUGCUGGGGGCGCUCCUCAUCAUGGCUGAGGCUCAGAGGAGAGCCGCCGGGCGGGGCCGCGGCCGCGGGCGGGGCCCGGCCUGGGGCGGGCAGGGGCGGCCGGGGCCGUUCGGAGCCUGGGACUCGGCGCUGUUCCCGCCCUGGCAGCGCGACAGCCGCGACUGCUGGACAGGUGGCGAUGUCACCUUCGACAUCAGCAACGACGCGCCGACGCUGGCGGGCGCCCAGGCCACGUUCUCCAUCGCGCUGCGCCUGCCGGGCACGCAGCGGGCACUGCCCGACGGCCGCGUGGUCUGGGGGCAGAACUGCACCGUCAACGGCACGCAGGUGACACAGGGGGACCCGGUGUUCCCGGAGCAGCCGGACGCCACCGGCACCUUCCCGGACGGGACCCCCCUGCCCCGGGGCCGGCGCGGGAAGUUCGUCUACGUCUGGUGGACCUGGGGGCGGUACUGGCAGGUGCUGGACGGGCCGGUGUCCCAGCUCACGGUGGACACGCAGGGGGUGGCGCUCGCUCCUACACCAUGGAGGUCACCGUGUACCACGCCCGGGGACGGCAGAAAUUCGUCCCCAUCGGCCACGGCAGCAGCCAGUUCAGUGUCACCGACCAGGUGCCGCUCUCGGUGUCGGUGUCGCAGCUCCCGUGGCCGUGCCCGGUGCCGGUGCCGGCGCCUUC